AUGGUGUCUGCCCGCCUUUCUGCUCUCCUUCUCGGCGCUGGCGCUCUUGUGUCGGCUGCCCCAGCCCCGACGCCUACCCAGCCAGCCAAGCUGGCAGACCGCGCUGCGAGUUGUACGUUCAUGGACGCAGCAUCUGCUAGCAAGUCGAAGACUUCGUGCUCUACCAUUGUUUUGAGCAACGUCGCUGUCCCCUCUGGAACAACUCUUGAUCUAACCAAGCUAAACGACGGCACGACUGUCAUCUUCGAGGGUACGACCAGCUUCGGGUACAAGGAGUGGGAGGGACCGCUGAUCUCCGUUUCUGGUACCAAGAUCACGGUUAAGGGUGAGAGCGGUCAUGUGAUUGAUGGAAACGGUGCAAAAUGGUGGGAUGGCGAGGGCUCCAACGGCGGCAAGACCAAGCCCAAGUUCUUCUACGCUCACUCGAUGAAGCAAUCCACAAUCUCCGACCUCAACGUCAAGAACACUCCUGUGCAAGGUUUCAGCAUCAAUUCUGCGACUGACCUGACGCUCGACUCCAUCACCAUCGAUAACUCCGCCGGGGACACCGACGAACUUGGUCACAACACUGAUGCUUUCGACGUCGGCAGCUCCACCGGCAUCACGAUCUCCAACGCGAACAUCAAGAACCAGGACGACUGCCUCGCUAUCAACUCCGGCACCAACAUUCACUUCGUUGGCGGCACCUGCUCGGGAGGUCACGGUCUCAGCAUCGGCUCCGUCGGUGGCCGCUCCGACAACACUGUCGAUGGUGUCGUUAUUGAGUCGAGUACGAUUUCCAACUCGCAGAACGGCGUGCGCAUCAAGACAGUGUACGAUGCUACGGGCAGCGUCAACAACGUUACAUACAAGGAUAUCACCCUUUCGGGCAUCACCAAGUACGGCAUUGUUAUCGAGCAGGACUACGAGAACGGUUCGCCGACGGGUACCCCUACUACUGGUGUUCCCAUUACCGACCUUACUCUCAACAAGGUCACUGGCUCGGUGUCUUCCAGCGCCACACCGGUCUACAUUCUCUGCGGUUCUGGCAGCUGCUCUGAGUGGACGUGGAGUGGCGUGAGUGUCACUGGAGGAUCGAAGAGUUCGAAAUGCGAGAACGUUCCCAGCGGUGCGUCCUGCUAA
Molecule: messenger RNA, 1122 nt
Organism: Trematosphaeria pertusa
Lineage: Eukaryota; Fungi; Ascomycota; Dothideomycetes; Pleosporales; Trematosphaeriaceae
Product: glycoside hydrolase family 28 protein
Exons: 3
Coding region: 1-1122 (373 amino acids)
Biological process (GO): pectin catabolic process
Cellular component (GO): extracellular region
Molecular function (GO): polygalacturonase activity
Source: RefSeq, a predicted model, not a curated record